CGGCAUAAGUAAAGGCCGUGGCCCCAUUGAAUUCUACAAGUUUGGUUCGCGCUCGGAAAAUCACAUCUGGUAGCAAUUGCUUGAAAAAGGAGCCCAGUUCUAGCUGGAUCCUUCGAGGGCUUCGAACGAAAGAUUGCUAAGGAGCAGGAUUUUCGUUCGGAGCCCCACAAGAACCGCACUAUCACCACACUCUUUACUUAAUAAGGGAAGUAAUGAACCCCUUAAUUAAAGAAGAGGAGGAAUGUGACGAUAAUAGCCGAGGUUCGUACGAUCGUGCCGAAAUACGAGUAUAGGGUGAGAAUUGCAUCUGCAAUAGUGAAGCAUUCAAACCUGAGAACCAACUUCAAAACCAAACCCCUAUCAGAAAUUAUCACUUUGCAAUAUGUCGAACGGAGACUCACAGCUCGUACGAAUGUCCGAACAAGAUCGCCUUAUGCUACAGCAGACAGUUGAGCAGAUUACCAACACUCGGAUCCAUGAUAUGAGUACCCAAACUGCUCAAAUGCUUCAGUCCUUUGAAGAGAGACUGAACGCCCAGUUUGCUAGAAUGGAGGAGCGACUCUUAAAUAUCCGUUCGGAAGCACUUGAGUCGUCACUGAACGAAACACCGUCAGGGGCUAUUCCUACAGAGGUCCCCCUACCAACAACGCCAUUGUUCGAGCCACAGCCUACAUACAACACCCAGCCUAUGUUCGGGACCCAGCCUACGUUCGGAGGACAUCCUUCGUUCGGAAUACUGCCAUCGCAACAGCUGGUAAAGGCUCAGCUACCUUUGAAAGAGCCCCGCAAGUAUAGUGGCGAACGAAAGAACGGAGCCUGCGAACAAUGGUGCAUGGAUAUGCUUAGCUUUCUUACUCGCUUUGAGAAGCUUACUCGAACGAAUGUUGAGCCCCUUCAAGCUGUUGAGUAUAUUACACAAUACUUUGAAGGUGCAGCGUUGACAUGGUGGACGAAUUUUCAAUUCCAAAUCGAACGAAGGCUUACAAGCCGACAAGCUCCUAUAAAUGCACAGCAGCUUUGCAAUGAGCUACAGCAAGCCUUUGGUGAUAUCCAUUCGAUUGAAAGGCGUCGAGAGAAGUACGAAGCUAUGAAGCAGACGAAGUCCGCGAAUUCCUUGAAGCACCAGGUCCUCUUCCUUGAUCUGACUCCUACAGAAUAUGAGAUUCUCCGGAGGUUCCAGACAGGCCUUCGAACGGAUAUACGUGCGAAGAUGGAAGAGAACCAUGGGGAUAUCCGAGACCUAGACUCCUACAUCAAUAAAGCUGACGACGUCGAUCGAGCUCUAUUUAGAGUAAAACAGCUACAGAAGUCUUCGAACGAAUCCCAAGGGCAGAACUACGGAAUGGGAUCUAAUAUGCCAAGUGCAAAGAAUGACCCUGCUGGAUUUAAGACAUGGUGUCGAGAGAACAAGGCUUGCUUUAAUUGCAGCAAUAAAGAGCAUAUCUCACGGAACUGUACCCGAACGAAGGAUUCAGGACGAAAAGGGGACCUUCAAGGCCAGCUAGGUGAUGCGCUACAGGAGGCCUCAAGCCCGUACGAAUAUCCAACGACGGAGAACGAUGAGCAACAGGAUAAUAGCGAAGCUGCUUCGAGCGAAUGCCUUGGUUCCUUAAAUUCGAUCGGAAGUAGCACGAUGGUUGUGAGUGGAGAGACCCUACAGGGCCAGCCUCAGACCUUGAAAAUGCUUCUCGAUUGCGGAGCAGACUGAGUGUAUGUUGCACGAAGGGUUGCGAUAAAGAUAGGGGAAAUAAAACAAGGGCAGACCACAAGAGUCGACCUACCAGACGGAGG
Messenger RNA from Pseudogymnoascus destructans, 1791 nucleotides. RefSeq lists its product as uncharacterized. The record is from RefSeq and is a predicted model, not a curated record. The transcript has 2 exons. NCBI's taxonomy places the organism in Eukaryota, Fungi, Ascomycota, Leotiomycetes, Thelebolales, Thelebolaceae. The coding region runs from base 383 to 1708 and encodes 441 amino acids.